Oncorhynchus keta (chum salmon) is the source of this 7459-nucleotide messenger RNA. RefSeq names its product calmodulin-regulated spectrin-associated protein 2-like. Lineage: Eukaryota; Metazoa; Chordata; Actinopteri; Salmoniformes; Salmonidae. Gene Ontology annotation, biological process: neuron projection development; cytoplasmic microtubule organization; negative regulation of microtubule depolymerization. The transcript has 21 exons. Gene Ontology annotation, molecular function: microtubule minus-end binding; spectrin binding; calmodulin binding. Gene Ontology annotation, cellular component: microtubule minus-end. The record is from RefSeq and is a predicted model, not a curated record. Bases 1186 to 5340 code for a protein of 1384 amino acids.
CAUCUGCCUGUUUGUCUCCCCCCUUUCCUCCAUCUGCCUGUUUGUCUCCCCCUUUCCUCCAUCUGCCUGUUUGUCUCCCCCUUUUCCUCCAUCUGCCUCUCUUUGGGAAACCCAGGGUCCCACUGUGUGUAAACAGUCUCUUAUAUAUGUGUCUCUAUGGGGUCAUGAUGAACAGAGGUUUGUGGGUCAUGAUGAACAGAGGUUUGUGGGUCAUGAUGAACAAUUCUUUGCUGUUUUGUGUAUCCCUGUUUUGCUGCUUGAUGCUGUUGGUUUUGCUGCUUGAUGCUGUUGGUUUUGCUGAUAGGUGCUGUUGGUUUUGCUGAUAGGUGCCGUUGGUUUUGCUGAUAGGUGCCGUUGGUUUUGCUGAUAGGUGCUGUUGGUUUUGCUGAUAGGUGCUGUUGGUUUUGCUGAUAGGUGCUGUUGGUUUUGCUGAUAGGUGCUGUUGGCUUUGUUGCUUGGUGCUGUUGGUUUUGCUGCUUGGUGCUGUUGGUUUUGAUGCUUGAUGCUGUUGAUUUUGCUGCUUGGUGCUGUUGGUUUUGCUGCUUGGUGCUGUUGGUUUUGCUGAUAGGUGUUGUUGGUUUUGAUGCUUGGUGCUGUUAGUUUUGUUGCUAGGCGUUAGUUUUGCUGCUUGGUGCUGUUGUUUUUGCUGAUAGGUGCUGUUGGUUUUGCUGCUUGGUGCUGUUAGUUUUGUUGCUAGGUGUUAGUUUUGCUGCUUGGUGCUGUUGGUUUUGUUGCUAGGUGCUGUUCCUUUGUGCUGUUGGUUUUGUUCCUUGAUACUGUUAGUUUUGUUGCUCUGUGUUAGUUUUGCUGCUUGGUGCUGUUGGUUUUACUUCAGUAGUUUUAUUGAAAUAACAGACUCAGUUCAUUGCUAGGUUUCCUAUAGAUUGUCCUUAUAAUAGGCCACUUGCAGUUUUGUGACACAACACAAUGCCACAGAUGUCUCAAGUUUUGAGGGAGCGUGCAAUUGGCAUGCUGACUGCAGGAAUGUCCACCAGAACUGUUGAAUUGAAUGUUAAUUUCUCUACCUUUUUAGCAAAUUUGGCAGUAUGUCCAACCGGCCUCACAACCGCAGACCACGUGUACCCACGCCAUCACAGAACCUCCACAUCCGGCUUCUUCAUCUGCGGGAUCGUCUGAGACCAGCCACCUGGGCAGAGUUCCCACUUGGCCCUGAUAGACACUCUGAUGUUGGCGUACACGGUGGAGAUGGUGAGUGUGGAGCGGGUGAUGGCGUGUGUCCACAGAUGCUCCUCCCCUCUCAAUGACCCCUCCUCCCACCCCGAAGGACACAUCAGAGAUCUGCCCUACGACACUGAGGACGCAGUCACCACAUGGAUCAACAAGGUGAAUGAGCACCUCAGGGAGAUUCUGGUGGAGGAGCAGAGGUUGAGAGAGAGCUCUUGUCUUGAGACCAGAGCUACAGGAGCUCAGAGGGCGCGCUACAGGAGGGAGUAUGCCCAGCAGAGGGCAGCUCCAACCCUCCCCCUGGUGGACAAUCUGCUGAAGGACAACACAGACGGCUGUGCCCUGGCCGCACUCCUUCACUUCUACUGCACAACGUCCAUCAGACUGGAAGAUAUCUGUCUGAAGGAGACCAUGUCACUGGCUGACAGUCUGUACAAUCUGCAGCUGGUGCAGGAGUUCUGCAGGGACAACCUCAACCACUGCUGCCACUUCUCCCUGGAGGACAUGCUCUAUGCCCACUCUUCCAUCAAGAACAAUUACCUGGUGUUUAUGGCAGAGCUGUUCUGGUGGUUUGAAGUGGUGAAGCCUUCGUUUGUACAGCCCAGAGUCUUUGACCCACAAGCCUGUGAUCCUGCCCAUUCAUCCAGGACUAUGGGUCCUAUGUGUAGCCCAGCCAAAAAGGACUUUGGGGAGAGACCUGACAGCCCAAAACACGACAGGCUUCAACCAGACUCUGCUUCAGGUGUGAUCAAGAGGUCGGCGUCCAUGUGCUAUGUGGACGGCUGUGUUGGGACGUGGCCUAAGGAGAGACGGUCUCGGGGCAUCUCCUUUGAGAUUCCUCUGGACGGGGACCCAAGCGCCCCUCCCUGUCGGGGUCCUUCCCUCCGAAGCAUGACCCGCUCUGCCAGCACAGACGGCCUGGGGGGGUUCAAAGUUCACCACACACCUCGGGAGGGCAUGAGGCACCAACUCCCCUUUCAGCCGGUCAGCGUUAACGGUCAGGGUUGCAGUGCUAGACACAUACCUGAGGAGGACUACGACAGGGACUCACACAACUACAACUCCCAUAAAGCACUGGGGCGUGGGCAGACUCAGCCACACAGGAGCCAGAGCAGAUAUUCCAAUGGCGUUCUCCCAGAGAACGACAAGGGCGGCAGUACACCCCCUGUACCCCUCAGCCCGUCAACCCCGCCCAGCAUCGAGGAGGCCCUGAAGAUCAUCCACGACGACACAGAGAGGCCCCACGGCAGCCUGGGGCCCGGGGCCAACGGCUUCUUCCUACAUGAUGGAGCUGAACCUCCAGACCCAGGCCACGACCCUGACGACUAUCCAGGAUCGGCUAAGGCCCGGGCGGACGAGGCCGACCCCAACUCAGCCUCUACGGAUGAGGUGGACACAGGGAUCCACGUGAGGACAGAGGACAUCCAGGAGAGUUUGGAGGAGGACAACUCUUCCCUCAGGGACUACUCUGAUAUAGACCCUGACUAUGAAGCUAUGACCCGAUCCUGUCCCCUACCAGAGGGGGAUGGAGAGAGGGGGGUGAGGAACGGAGACAGGGGAGAGAGGAGCAGCCCAUGCCCCAGCUCGGUGCCCCCCGCCCCCCUGUCCCAUGUGCCCAGCCCUGCCUCGUCCUCUGGCGGUUCAGGCGGAGGCGUGGUUCGCAUGACCAGCUUCGCCGAGCAGAAGUUUCGUAAGCUUGAGGGACGGAGCAGUGGAGGGACCACCCCCGAGAGCUCCGAGCUCAAUGUUCCGAACACGCCCCCCGCACAAACUGCCACACCUGAGGGCUCAAGCCCCGCCCACCCAGCCCAGAGCCCGGCCACACCCUCUACCAAAGACCACACCCACCUGCUGUCGUCAGAGAUGGUGCACCUGAAGAUGAAGCUGGAGGAGAAACGCAGAGCCAUCGAGGCCCAGAAGAAGAAGGUGGAGGCAGCGUUCACCCGGCAUCGUCAGAAGAUGGGGAGGACAGCCUUCCUCAACGUGGUGAGACGGAAAGGGAUAACCCCCUCUCCCACCAGCCCCCUCCCUGGGGGCCCAGACCUGGACAAAUCCUCCCCAGACCCCCUCCUCACCCCAUCAGGCAGUCUGGGCCAGGCGGAGAGGUGCAAGCCCGAUGGAGCCGUUCCCAAGUCCCCCUGCGAGGAGGGUGCAGGGUUAGUGGCUGGAGAGGUGGACGUGGCUGAGUACACUAGCUCCAUCGAGAGGCUGAACACGUCCCUGGGGUUCCUGCAGACAGAGAUGCAGCGGCUGGCUCAGCAGCAGGACAGGAUCAUGGCCAUGAGGGAACAGCAACAGUCCUGGGUCAUACCUCCUCCAGCGCCCUCACCACACAGGCAGCUACGGGAGCUCCGGCGCAACAGCGUAGCCGGCCGGGGGUCCGUGGGGUCCAUGUCCCCCAUCCUGUCCUCUGCCGGUGGUUCCCCCCGCGCCCCCCACCGUUCCCCUGGCGGCCUCAAGCGCCGACCAGCCUCCUUCCACGCCAGCACCCCUCACACCCCCCGUACCCCACGCCCCAGCGAGCUCAAGGUAACUCCCUUAAGACGUAUGCUCAACACCCCCACGUCUGUGGACAGUCUGCCCAGGCUAAGACGCUUCUCCCCGAGCCAGACCCAGGUCACCUCCUUUGCCUACCUGGGACAUGAUGAGGGUCCUGGGGCCACAGAAGAGGGCAAGGAGGGAGGGGCCCUAGGGGGAGCAGAGGAGCCCCAGAACCAAAAUGAGGAGCUUGAGACACAGCCAGAGGUAGCAGAGGCGGGGAUAAGGAGUGCAGGCGCUCACCCCUCCUCGCCCACUAAAGGGAGAGAGCAGGAAGGGAAGGAAGAGAGGAGAGAUGAAAGGACGGAGAAGUUGGCAGAGGUGCUGUCCCAGCCCAGUAGAGACCUGAUAGAAGUACCAAUGUCCGCACUGAAGCCUCUGGGUGGACAGGGUCUGGAGUUGAGUGGAGAGCUGUACGGAGAGGACCAGAAAAUGUGCUGUGGGUUCUUCUACAAGGACGAUGGGAAGGGAGAGGAGGACAUGGCGGUGAAGAGGGCUGCUCUGCUGGAGAAGAGGCUGAGGAGAGAGAAGGAGAAACAGGAGAAGAAACAGCAGCAGGAGCUGGAGCAGGAGCAGAGGAAGGAGGAAGCACGACUGAAAGCAGAGGAGGAGCAGCAGAAGCGAGAGGACGAGAAGCAGAGGAAAGAUUACAUAAAGAACGAGUACAUGAGGAGGAAGCAUUUGAAGCAGGUGGAGGAUAUGGAUGUCAGGCCCCGUCAUGGAAGUCUUAAAAAGAAGCCACGCCCCAAAUCCAUCCACAGGGACGUCAUGGAGUCACCCAAGCCCCCCGUCAGAGCCACGGGCACUCGACCGCGUGGGUACUCAGUCUCCAGCAUGUCCCUAGCCUCCCUCAACCUGGCAGACAACGACAGCAACGCGGGAGAUGAGAGGACCCCCAGACCCCCCAGAAGCAGUAAACUAGGCACUGUGAGAGGCCAUAUCUCUUUCUUUUUAAGCUCUCCCAAAGAGAGAAAGGGAAGGCCAGACUCUGCGAGGCCAGACUCUGCGAGGCCAGACUCUGCGAGACCAGACUCUGCGAGGCCAGACUCUGCGAGGCCAGACUCUGCGAGACCAGACUCUGCGAGGCCAGACUCUGCAGAGGGCAAUCUGUCAUCCUGCCCGUCUCGUAACGGAGAGAAGGACUGGGAGAACGACUCCACAACCUCCUCCACUCCCUCCAACCAAGAGUACACAGGCCCAAAGCUGUACAAGGAGCCCAGUGCCAAGUCCAACAAGCAUAUCAUCCAGAAUGCACUGGCCCACUGCUGCCUGGCGGGCAAGGUCAACGAGGAGCAGAAGAACAAGAUAAUAGAUGAAAUGGAGAGGUCGGGGGCCAACAACUUCCUGCUUCUAUUCCGGGACACGGGUUGCCAGUUCCGCUCGGUGUACUCCUACUGUCCAGAGACGGAGGAGAUCACCAAGCUGGCGGGCAUCGGGCCAAAGAGCAUCACGGCCAAGAUGAUCGAGGGACUGUACAAGUACAACUCGGACAGGAAGCAGUUCAGCCACAUCCCAGCCAAGACCAUGUCGGCUAGUGUAGACGCCAUCACCAUCGCCCCCCACCUGUGGCAGACCAAGAAACUGGGCACACCCAAGAAACUGGGUAGUCUCAAGUAGUCACAGCAACAAGCCGUUUUCAUAACAAACCAAGGAUAUUGUUGUUCGGUGUCUUGGGUUAUAGUUGAGGACUGAGGGGAGACUCUGUGGGUUAUCUGACCCAGGAACGGACCCAGGUCUGUGUAUGACCUGGGGUAUUACAGGGUCUGGUUUGGUAUGAACGGUGCUACAGAGUCCAGCGUUCUAAUGUUUUUUCCCAGUAAGAUAUCCCCAGAACACUUCAACUCAGCAUUCAUCUGGGUCUGAUAUACAGUAUAAUUGGAUGAUUAUGUAGAAGGGUUUUUCUUCUUAAGAAAAUACUGCUGAAAGUAUUACUGGAAUGUAGGAGAAGAAAACAACACAAGCCUCAAGGGACAUUGUUGUUGUUAUGCAAGACUGUGGGGGGGGGGGCAGAGUCAUUCUAAUGGAGCACGCGUGUGUGUGUUCGUCAGCAUGCGUGGGUGUCCAAAAAAGAGGGGGCUGAUGAAAGCCUUACUGAAUCAGACCACUGGAGCACUGAAUGUCAUCUCUCUGAAAUAGACCGAGUUUGAGUUCUCUCUGUUCAUCAUGUUUGGCCUUAUGCUUGUUUUGUGUGUCAUAUGAAAGCACAGCGAUUAUGUUAUAUUUAAGCGCCAGUUGUGAUGUUUGUGUGAGUUUAGGAUGAUUGGCUGUGUGUCAGGCUUGCUUUUCUCUCUGGCUGAAAGAGAAGACUGAGCAGUUGCGUUUGUGUAAUGUGUAAACAAUUGCCAAGAUUGAGUGAGGUGAAUACCUCAGAAAUAGGUUGAUGUUACUUUCGAUAAGAACUAGAUUGUAAAAUCAUUGAUUUAAGUAUCAUCUACAGAACCAGUCUAAAGUUUAGACACACCUACUCGUUCAAGGGUUUUUGAUUAUUUUUACUAUUUUCUACAUUGUACAAUAUUAGAGUGUGCAAAGCUGUCAAGGCAAAGGGUGGCUACUUUGAGGAAUCUCAAAUAUAUAUAUAUUUUUUUAUUUAACACUUUUUUGGUUACUACUUGAUUCCAUAUGUGUUAUUUCGUGGUUUUGAUGUCUUCACUAUUAUUCUACAAAGUAGAAAAUAGUCCAAUUAAAGAAAAACCCUUGAAAUGAGUAGGUGUGUCCACUUUUGAUUGAAUCUGUAGUUCACGGGAAUGUCAGCAACUGACUUAAUAUAUUUUAUGUUUUUGAUAAGACUUUGGAAGUCUUAAAAUUUCAUUGACAGAAAUAUAAAUAUACUUUAAGACUAUAUACAUUGUAUAAGUUAAUUUAGUUUGUACAUAAAUACCUAUUCCAUUCAAAAUGAAUGAGUCAAACUAGCGUUUAUCAUUUAAUAUGGACGUACAUAAACUUAAUAUAUGGGGCCUUUAGUUGUUUAAACAUUUAAGCUGUUCAAUGUCACUGACACGACGAUUUACAGCUGUAGAAUAGCAGCAAGCUUCACAAAUUGUGUCAUGUGUCAGUGCAACUCAGAGAAAAUGUCUUAUAAAGGAUAUUGUUGGGAUACAGUAUGUGUUUGGACCUCACAGAUAUUCAAAAGCAUUUGACUUUAUUGUGGAUAGUAUCUUAACUGUUGAAUUCCCUUUACACUCAAAGUAGUCCACAAUACAUCUAUGUGUACAUAUACAAUUGAGAGUAAAUAAUCGAUAGCAAUUCAUGAUACUUUCCCACUGUAGAUUGCAGUAUUUGUUGUAUAACUGCGUACUUACAUAAAGUAGAUCACAGAAAGAUGAAACAUUUCUACUGUUACAUUAUGCUUUAACAUUUGACAUUCUUCUAACCUAUGGAAGGAAACGUUUAUUUUAUUUGAAGUAAAGCAGUGUUUACGCUGUACAUUAUAUACACUAUUUUGUCAGGUGUUUUUUCGUAAACCAUUUUCCAUUUUGAGAUUUCAUGUGAGCAGCAUAUCUGUCUCAAAAGGGAGUGUUUUGAAAGCAUGAGAGGGUAUGAGUGACGGGCAACACAUAGCAAGAGAAAUGACUGCAGACUGUCCCACUGCAUACUGUUGUCGGUAGUGGAUUAUCACAUAUGUAUGUGAUGCCAUUCUGGGUUUUUCACAAUCUAAAUUCAUUUUAUUUUAACCCUGUUCAUGUAUUUAUGUUAUUUUUAUAUAUUCAUUUGAACUAUAUUAAAAUGUUAAUUUUCA